CUAUUAAUUAAAUAAGAUUUAUUUUACAAAUGUCACAGAUUCUCUCUCUUAGGUCUUUCUAAAAUGUCAACAUCACUAGUUUUGAUUUUUGAAAUAUGGAUACGUAUGUAUAGUAAUGAUAGAUCAAAACUUCCUGCGCUUUUAAGUUUCAUGUCUCUAAAGACGUGAUUCAAUAUGCAAAGAGCAGUCUUCCUGAUAAGGAACACUUUUACGGUUUGCAGAGGUUAAGUAUAGUAUAUGUUUAGAAAUUAUUAUAAGUUAGCCGAAAAGGAUAUUUAUUCUCUCAUUAUUCUUUUCAUUCGAUAAAGAUCAUUUUUUUUUCCCAAAAGAAGAUAUAAAAUAAUACCAUAAUAAAAGCAUGACACGUGUGCGAAAUAUGGAAACAUUAUUUUAAAUAUUGGCUUGAUAACAACAUCCAAUCUUAUAAAUUUUGGAAUGAUUGAUAUUCUUGAUGGAAAUAUGAAAAGAAAUAAAAAUACGAACGUCUGGCGCGUAAUAAUUUAAAAAAAAAAUAUAAAAAAUAUAUGCUUGAAAAAUUACAAGUAGUUCCUUUUCAUAGCCAAAAAGUAUUUCCAAAUGUAAUCUGUAUUGUUGUCACGUGUAUACGUUCAAAAAAAUCAUUUAUUGUCACAUGAUAUUGAAUUUUAGAUUUAUACCAUAAUUUUUAUUUUAUUUUAUUUUUUUUCUUUUUUUAUACAUUCAUUUCAUUUUUUAAUUUGUUGUCACAAGUAUUUUUAUUCUUAAGAUAUGUUAUAUACAUAAAUGACUGUAGCCUAAGUACACCGGUGCAAGCGAAUAGCACUGGUCGCUGUGUACAUACUAUGAUGACGUGUAAAAGAAUAUGACAUUUUCUAUGAUUAGUAUUAAGCCAUAUGCAACGACGAAAUAUAUUCGAAAAAAGAUUAACUGUAAUUGAAAAGAUUCACAUUUUUUAAAAAAAUUAUUUAGAUUAGGUAAUUCUCUAUAGAUAACAAGAAACAAAAAAAAAAGAAGAAAUUGAAUCUUUGUUAAAAACUUCAUGAUCAGUGCGCAAAAUGAAUGUAAUACGAUAAUUAAUAUGUCUCAUUAAGGUAAAUAAACCUUCAUAAAAGACAUUGGAAGGUAAUAUAAAUAUAUAUAAUUAUUAUGCUUUUUCUAAGUUCUAACAAAAUCCUUAAUAACCCGUGAUCCUCGACAAAUUUUAAUGUUAGUCAAAAUAACAACUAUUUCUUUUUUUUAAAUUCGAUAUAUAUACGUUCAUGUGUGUGUGUGCGUGUGCUGUGUAUAACUUUCUAGGAGGUAAGUACAAUCAUAUCAAUAUAAAUAUAUUUAUUUAUUUUAAAUUAUUCGUAAUAUAAUAUUUCUUAUUUAUUAAAUUACGAUUCGUUCAAUAGAUUUUAAAAUCAAUGUACUUUUUUCUUAGGGACUUCGUAUGCAGCAACCUCCAUAUAGUAAGACAUAGGUAAUCAAUAUUGCGAUCAUAUAAUCAGAUUAUUUAAUAUCGUAAAUAUUAUCAAAUUAAUUAAUUGCAUAUUAUUGUCAUUAUACUGUAAUUUUAUUUUGAUGUAUAUAUAUAUAUAAACACACACACACACAUACACAUGUAUAAAAACGUUUUAUAUAAAUAAAAUGUUUCAUUUGACAUGUAAAAAAAAAAAAAUUAAUAUAUACUGUUUUUAUCGAAAGAUGAGAUAUUGAACAAUUGUUUUAUCUGUAUGAAUAUAAUAUUUAUAUAAAAAAACUAUUUAGAAAAAAAUUAGAUUAACUCUAAUAUUAAUUUUGCACGAUAUAUACGUUAUUUUAUUCUUACUAUUUCUUUUAUCUCAUUAAGGUUUCUACUCAUUAACGUUUCUACUGGAUACGUAACAAUAACAAUAACAAUGUGUUUACAUAAACGAUAAAAUGUUUCUUUACGUUUGUCAUCGGCGUGUAACCGAAGUAUUAUCGAUCAGUAAUGUCGUUGCAUAAAUUCAAUUCCUUAUACGACGAUUACUCUUCUGAGAAUACACAACAUGUGCCUUAUGUGGAAGAAGAAUUAUAUUCUUUUAAUAUAUAAUAUAGAAAAAAUAUAAAAAAUAUAAGCAACUUUUAAUAAUUAAAUAUAUCUCUGAAUCCGAGAAUAUAUUUGUUUAUUAUCAAGAUGUGUAAUGAUGGAUCAAGUGAUCAUGAUUGUCAGCAACUAAAAAAAGGAUUUUAUAGAAAUUUCUUCGAACUCGAUCAAACAAAUACUAAUGAGUUUCUUCUAAAUCGUAAUUUUAAUAGUACUGCGGGAAAAUUAAUCGAAGAAGCCAAUAAAGUUGUUGUUAAAAAUUUAGAGGAUUCUAUAAUCAUGAACAAAUCUUUUGUUAUGGGACCAAGUAAACAAAUUUUACUAAGCUACAAAUUUGGAAAUGCUAUAAAAUUUUUUGAAUUAUGGAACAAAUAUAUACCUGAUCGUAUAAAAACAUGUAAAGAGUACAAAAUCUUAACGCUUAAAUUACAUGUAUAUUUUGUCAUUUUACCUAAAUCUAUGUUAAUUUUAAUCCAACAAAAAAAUCAUAAUAAAGACAAAAACACACCUGCAGCAGCCUCUACUAAAGAGGAUUCUUCUUUCUUAGAAAUAGAGAAGCAUACAACCAAACUUGAAAAAGAUUUUAACAAAAAUAUGACAAGGCUACAGCAAUAUUUGUCUACAGAUGGUAAAGAAUUAAAAUAUGAAACUCAAUUAAGAGCAUUCUUUGCAUUACCUUAUAUAGAAGAUCCAUUGUCUGAUCCAUUAUUUCGUGAAAUACUUAAUAAAUCUUGGACAGAAAAAUUAUCUAUACAUUUGCAAGAAUUUAUUGCAAAGUAUGUACAGGAUAGUGAAAAGAAUGAAGAAAUUAUGGAUAAUUACAUUGAAUCAAGUAAGAUGUCUGAGAUUGAUAUAACUACUUCAACAAUUCCUUGUAAAAUAUCUAAUACAGAUAAUUCAGAAAAAAUUGUUACCAAAAAUAAUGUACCAAUUAAGCCGAAUGACAGAGAUGUACCUGACUUUUUAGAAGAUAAAAGUGAAGAACAACUUAAUAUUUCUUAUGAAAGAAAAUAUAAUAUGGAAUCAAAAGGUACACAGACACAGAGUAAUUUAAUAAAAGAUUAUCCACAGUAUUAUUUAGUAGAAAACACAGAUCAUCAAAAUAUUUAUAGACACAAUCCAAAAUUAAUACCAUAUAAUCAAGAAUUAGCAUUAACAAAAUCCCAUUUAUAUAAUCUUCAUUCUAAUCAUAAAAAAUUAAAAUCUCGAUUUCAUAAAUUACAUGGAGAUUAUCAUAAACUUCUAAGUAUAGCUGCAGAGUUAACAGCAGUUCUUGAAAAUUCAGUAAAAGGUCAACCUGUGGAUCUACAAGGAAUGUUAGAAUCUUGUAUGAAAAUAUUUCCAGAUUUAUUUAAUCAAAACAUAAGAGAUGAAUUUCAAGUAAAAGUACAACAGUCCAAUGAUACAAAUAAACGAGAUAAUAUGCAGCCUAAUUUUAAUAUCAUUAAUAUAUCACCAAAGUUGUUAGAUUUUAAAAAGAUUAAAUUACAUUUAAUAAAUGGAAACGUAAAGACAAAAUUACUUCUCUUGCAAGCAUUACGAUGGAAAAUUACUUUAAGUCAACCUGGAGAACGUGAUGAAGCUAUACACGAAUAUAUAAGUAGAGAUUUAUUAGGAUUACAUGGUCAGAUUGCCAGUGAUAAUGGAAGAUCAAUUUUACCGUAUUUAUUAACACCAGAAAAUGUUCCAAUGCCACAUCCAUUGCAACAAUCUGCAGCUAGAUUGUUAAAUACUUUUGCUUCCUUACAAUGUGGUAGAGAUUAUUUAUCCAUGGAUUCAUCUAUAGUUAGGGUGAUAUUUAAUUGCCUCAAUGACAACUACCACGAUGGAAUAGAUUCUCUCACUUAUGACAUGACACUGUCUACUUUACAAAAAUUAUCAUUGCGCAAGCAGCAAAGACUAUAUAUGAUAGAUAGUGGACUGCUGGAAUGGUUGGUUUAUCAUCUACAUAAUGAAAGUAAUACAAUGAGUUUUUAUAGAUUAAAAUAUGCAACAGCUCUUUUGAUGAAUUUAUCAUUGCAUAAACAAGCUCAAAUUAGAAUAUCUACAACAGCAUCAUUACUUAUAUCAACUCUUAUAAUGCUUCUGGCAGUUGAUCAUCCUUCUGUAUCACCGUAUGUUAAUGGAGCAUUAAAUAAUUUUCUUGUAAAUGAUCAAAUAAAUAAUGAAGCAAAACAUGUAAAUCUUUCAUCUAUAUUAGAACAAUUAUGUAAGAAUAAAAUUGGAGAAAUGAGGAAAUAUCUGGAACACAUUUUGAAAGUACACAAACGUGAAUGUACUAUUGACAUAGAAGAUGAAACAAUUUCAGAUAAUGAUAAUGAAGAAUUUGAUGUAUUGGAAAAUGAAUUAGAGGAGGAUGAUCCUGUUAAAAAUCAUAAAGCAGAAUUAUAUGGGGAAGUAUUGUUGUCAACAUGUUACAUGAUUACACCAGAUUUAUUUCAGAAAGAAUCUAUAGUUAUUGAUAAAGUCUUGGCAAAAUCCUCUGAUACAAAAUUACUGCCUGUACAAAGCAAUAAGAAACAUAAUCAAUCUUGUAGUAAUACUAGUUUGACAUUACUUGAACAUGUUCCAAGAUCCACAUGGAAAGAAAAAAGAGAAAAAAGCAAAGAUAAAUUAGUUAAUCAAAAUAAUAGUAUGUUGAAAUUAUCUAAAAGCAAAAUAGUCCCAAAUAAAAAACGUACAAAUAAUUUUGACAAUACUUCACAAACAAUAAAAUUGUCUAGUGAAUCUAAUAUGAUUUGUUAUAAACAUACUGAAAAAAUUGUGUCAGAUAAUGUAUCAAACAAUCUUGGUGAAAAUAUGACAAAUUUAGCUUGUGUAUCUAAAAAACAUAAUACAGUGAAUGUACAAUAUGCAGAAGAAGAAAAACAAAAUGACAAAGGAUUGACUAAUCCAAAUUCUAAAAAAAUGAGCACAUUUAAGCAAAAUUAUUUAAAGAAAACUGUGACCGAUGAUCUUACAGUAUAUUUAUAUGAAAAUCAAACUUCCAAAGAAAGUAGUACAAUGACAAUAUCAUCUUCAAUGACUUUAGAAUCUGCACAAGAAAAUAAAAAAGAACUAGAAAACUUCAGCAGUAUUGCAUCAUUGAAUAACAUAAACAAUGAUGACGACAAAUUACUUGAUAAUGCUACCAAUGCAAUCAAAUUUAAAUGCUAUAAAGAAGAAGAAGCAUUCUUGGCUAAACCAAAAAUUUCAAGAACGCCUCCUUGCUUACAUUAAUGUGCAUGCGUGCGUAUAACACGACUGAAAAUAUGAAACUAUAAACAAAUGAUAGCGAAUAAUAAAAAUUCAAUUACUUAACAAAAAAUUUAUUUUAAAUUUUAUAAAAAAUAAAUUUUUUUUAACAGUUUUUCGAUCAAGAGUACGUAGAUUUACGUAGCAAAUGCAUUUGUUCUCAUACUGUCUGUAUAUUCAGUAUUUCUAUUAUAUAAUUCAGAAGAUUCAGAAUCAUCAUAAUUAUUGUUAAUAUUGUCAUUAUUAUGACUGAAAUUUAGCGAAUGAAUAGAUACUGGAUUAUUCCGUG
Messenger RNA from Vespula vulgaris, 5552 nucleotides. RefSeq names its product potential E3 ubiquitin-protein ligase ariadne-2 (gene ari-2). Gene Ontology annotation, molecular function: ubiquitin conjugating enzyme binding; ubiquitin protein ligase activity; zinc ion binding. Lineage: Eukaryota; Metazoa; Arthropoda; Insecta; Hymenoptera; Vespidae. Bases 2120 to 5248 code for a protein of 1042 amino acids. The record is from RefSeq and is a predicted model, not a curated record. Gene Ontology annotation, cellular component: cytoplasm; ciliary tip; ciliary basal body. The transcript has 17 exons. Gene Ontology annotation, biological process: protein polyubiquitination; positive regulation of proteasomal ubiquitin-dependent protein catabolic process; cilium assembly.